AGAGGGAACAGAUCAAAGGAAGAAGGCAACAUACAGGUCAAAAGGAGAAGGAAUAGGUCAAAGGAAGAAGAAGAGGGGAAUAUACAGGUCAAAAGAAGAGGGUACAGGUCAAAGGAAAAAGAAAGGAACAUACAGGUGAAAAGAAGAAGGAACAGGUCAAAGGAAGGAGGCCGCGAGAUGCUCAUUUGACUCCAGCCAUGAUAAUGUAAACAAACAUGGCCGACGACAAGGCUGCCAACGAGCUACAUGAGAGUGUCUUCAGGGGCGAUGUACGCAGAGUGUCGGCGCUCAUACGGACAUAUGACGUGGCCAGGAAGGAUAAACACGGUAAGGGCCGGAAACACGCGGCGUGAAGCCUGUGCGUGGGCAGGACGAGGCCGCCUGCCCCGUGCCCCGUGGCGCUCCAGACCGGGCCGUGGCGGUGCCGUGCCCCGCGCUCCACGGGGCGGGGGGCGGCGGGGCCGAGAGGUGACGUAAGAGCUCCCCGGGCAACACGGGCUGCACGGCGUCCCCUGGCUCACCGGGGCCUGGCCUGGCCGGCUGCCCCCAGGGGUGGAGUGAAUACAAGUGUUGUGUGUGCCGAUACGAAUACUUCAAAUUCCAACGAACUCGAAUACACUGAAAUGGUUUAAUUUCGAAUACAAUUAUGAAUAUUGCUGUAAAGUAUUCAUGAAUACAUUUCAUUGAAAAAUACCUUCAGCGGUGGAGCAGGGCCUGAAACCUCAUCAAUGGCAACAACGGUAACAUUCAGCGUCCACACUGACAAAUAGCAACUGAGUCAGACCCCAGUCGCCACGCUGCCAGCCUGCCACAGUCUACAAACUAGUAUUAUUCACAACGAUUACAUGUCCGCCCAGGAGGCUGAAGUUGUAACACACCCCUUCACCUAGCUGUAAUGCUGGGGCACAAAGAAUGUAUACACCUGCUGCUGGCCCACGGAGCACCUGUAAAAGUAAAAAAUCUAAAUGGAUGGAGUCCCCUCGCAGAGGCCAUCAGUUAUGGUGACAGACAAACUAUAUCCAUAUUAUUAAGAAAACUGAAGCUGCAGUCACGAGAACACAUGGAAAUUCGGCGGCCGGAUCUGGUUCGGGCCCUCUCCCACAUGGGAGACUUCUACAUGGAACUGAAGUGGGAUUUCCAGAGUUGGGUGCCACUUGUGUCCAGAAUGCUUCCGUCCGACAUAUGCAAGAUCCACAAAAAGGGAGCGUCCAUACGUUUAGACACAACACUGGUGGACUUCAAUGACAUGCGAUGGGAGAGAGGGGACAUCAGCUUCUUGUUCUCGGGAAACUCAAAGCCUUCACAUUCCCUCAUCGUCCUUGAUAACAAACUGCGAGUGUACCAAGGAGUGAGACACGAGGAGACAGAAGCAGAAAUAGAAGAUGAAGUAGACAUCCUCAUGAGUUCUGACAUUGUGGCAGCCCAGAUGUCGACCAAGCAAAUUACUUUUUCAAGGGCUCAGACAGGAUGGAUAUUCAGAGCAGAUAAGAAAGAAAUGGUUGGAAAGUUUAAUGCAGACUUCUAUUAUCUAAAUGGAUUGACUCUUGAGUCUAGGAAAAGAAGAGAGCAUCUGAGUGAAGAGGAUCUACAGAAAAAUAAGGCCAUUGUUGAGAGCUUUACAAGAGGGGGAGGGACACAUUCCUUCGAUGAGUCAGUACGGAGACCUUCACUGGAGCCCCCCUCAACGGAUCCAGUUUCAUGGGAGGAUUAUAUACAGUCAGACCCAGGAAAACCGCCUCCACUGGGACGAACCCUUAUAUGUAAGGAGUCAUCUAAGUCAUUUAAAGCUACUGUUGCAAUGAGUGAAGAGUUUCCAUUAACAGUUGAAAUGCUUUUGAAUGUCUUAGAAGUAAUAGCUCCUUUCAAGCAUUUUGCAAAGCUUAGGGAGUUUGUUCAAAUGAAGCUUCCACCAGGCUUUCCUGUCAAAAUAGACAUCCCAAUCUUGCCCACAGUCUCUGCCAAGAUAACAUUCCAAGAGUUUGCGUUUCGGGAUGACAUACCCGAUUCACACUUUGAGGUUCCACUGGGGUACGCAGAAGAUCCAAAUAGGUUCCCUGAAUUAUGACGGUAUGAGGAUCUAAGCCUCUUAAGUGUCUCCAGCGUUGAGGAAAAGCAAGACUUAACCAGACGCUGCUCAUCGGGGACGGAGUUUAGUGGUGGAGCAUCCUGCCUGCUAUCCAUUGUACCCUGUUCCUCGCCCCCACCCCUGUGCCCUAUACAAGGCUCAGUGACCCUUGCGUCUCCAGUAUCAAGGGAUAAUUUAUGUCACAGGGUAAGUAGGCUUCCUCAGCAAGCCUUCUCCUCUGAUGCUGUAAUGUGGUCAGGAUCUAGUCACAACAACUGUGAAAUCACCGACACUUCUAAGAUUUCAAGGUCUUGGGGAAGUGAAUCAAGAAAACAGCUACAUGAUAAUCAUAGUUAUAAUCCAGAAACAUUUGGCAACAUC
Molecule: messenger RNA, 2446 nt
Organism: Eriocheir sinensis (Chinese mitten crab)
Lineage: Eukaryota; Metazoa; Arthropoda; Malacostraca; Decapoda; Varunidae
Product: ankyrin repeat domain-containing protein 13C-like
Exons: 11
Coding region: 896-2065 (389 amino acids)
Cellular component (GO): cytoplasm
Molecular function (GO): protein binding
Source: RefSeq, a predicted model, not a curated record